AACAGGGUAUAAACGUUUGUGUCAGUAUUUAAAAAAUGUAAAUAUAAAAAAGUUCUCAAAAGCAAGCAGAAGCACUAUAACUUUUAAGCCAUAUUAAUUUUAUUCUCUGAUCCAUAACUAAAUUUAACCACUGAUUCUCAAUAACAUCGAAUACCAAACCCAUACCAUAUAAACAACUUUUAAGAUGUAGAAUCUGUGAUAUUUGUGACCGGCACCAAUCACAGAAGUCCACGAAAUUUGAGAAUUUAUAGGGUGUUUAUAAUUUAUCACUCAUAGGGACGAGUCGAACAAAUGAAUAAUUUAUUUUGUUUUAUGUCAAGAAAAUAUAGUUAAGCUUACUAAAUCCAAAACGAAACAUAAUAGUGUUGUCGAAAAAGAUAUAAAUUUAUGUUUUCAUAUGAUUUUCUCACAAAUUGAGAUUGAACUUUAGCGACGUAGACAUGAUUCGUUUACUAUAUGUUGUCUUGAUGAUAGGGGCUUCCACGGCUCUUUAUCCUUCCAAUAGUGAUGUAGUGGACCUAACACCUGAUAACUUUGAUAAAUUAGUUUUAAAUAGUGAUAAAGUUUGGAUUGUGGAAUUUUUUGCACCAUGGUGCGGACAUUGUAAAAAUCUGGUACCUGAGUAUUCGAAAGCAGCUACUGCCCUUAAAGGAGUGGUACAGGUAGGGGCAGUAAAUGCUGAUGAGCAUAAAUCUCUAGGUGGACAAUAUAAUGUGCGAGGAUUUCCAACAAUCAAAAUUUUUGGUACAAACAAAAAGUCACCACAAGAUUUUAAUGGGCCGAGAACUGCUCAAGGCAUUGUUGAAUCAGCAUUUUCUGCAGCAAAGGAUCUUGCUUUGAGCAAGUUAGGUGUUAAAUCUGGUUCGAGGGAUGAUUCAAAGGAUGUAAUUGAGUUGACUGAUUCAAACUUUGAUAAGCUGGUUACGAAAUCAGAUGACAUGUGGUUAGUUGAAUUUUACGCGCCUUGGUGUGGUCAUUGUAAAAAUUUAGCACCGCAUUGGGCCAAAGCAGCCACAGAGUUAAAAGGCAAGGUAAAACUUGGAGCACUAGAUGCAACUAUACACUCGAGUAAAGCUAGUCAAUAUGGAGUACAAGGAUAUCCAACAAUUAAAUUCUUUGCACCAGGCAAAAAGCAUUCUGACUCUGUCUUAGAUUAUGAUGGUGGUAGAACUUCUAAUGACAUUGUUACCUGGGCACUUGAUAAAUUAGCAGAAAAUAUUCCUCCUCCAGAAAUUGUUGAAUUAAUUAAUGAAGAAGUAGCUUCCAAAACUUGCCUGAAGGCACCUUUAUGCAUAGUUUCAGUCCUACCUCACAUUUUAGACUGUAAUGCAGAAUGCCGCAAUAAAUAUAUUAGAAUACUAAAAAUUAUGGGUGAAAAAUAUAAGCAAAAAAUGUGGGGAUGGCUUUGGACAGAAGCCGGUGCACAAUCUGAAGUUGAGAAUGUUUUAGAAAUCGGAGGUUUUGGAUAUCCUGCUAUGGCUGUAGUGAACAUUAAAAAGAAGAAAUACUCUUUGCUAAGAGGAGCAUUCUCAGAAGAUGGAAUAAAUGACUUUUUGAAGGAUAUAUCUUAUGGUCGUGGUCAUUCAGCGUCAAUUAAAAAUAUAGAAGGGUCUAUAAUUAAUUCUGUAGAGCCUUGGGAUGGAAAGGAUGGAGUGUUACCUGUUGAAGAUGAUAUUGAUCUUUCUGAUAUAGAUUUAGAUGAAAAAGAUGAGUUGUGAGCGAAAAGACUUAUUUGUAAUAUAAGUAUAUAAAAUUAAAUUUGUAUGUGAUGUAAAAUCAUUCUAACAAAAGCUUCAGUUGAGGUAUUAAUUUUCUAAAUUUAUCUUUUAGUUAUGCAUUAUUAUGUACUAAUUUAAAGCUUUUUUUCUGGUUUCAAAUACUAAAUAUACAAAGCAUUACAA
Molecule: messenger RNA, 1901 nt
Organism: Ctenocephalides felis (cat flea)
Lineage: Eukaryota; Metazoa; Arthropoda; Insecta; Siphonaptera; Pulicidae
Gene: CaBP1
Product: protein disulfide-isomerase A6 homolog
Exons: 5
Coding region: 441-1718 (425 amino acids)
Biological process (GO): response to endoplasmic reticulum stress
Cellular component (GO): endoplasmic reticulum lumen
Molecular function (GO): protein disulfide isomerase activity; protein-disulfide reductase activity
Source: RefSeq, a predicted model, not a curated record